Molecule: messenger RNA, 2533 nt
Organism: Lineus longissimus
Lineage: Eukaryota; Metazoa; Nemertea; Pilidiophora; Heteronemertea; Lineidae
Product: zinc metalloproteinase dpy-31-like
Exons: 10
Coding region: 60-1535 (491 amino acids)
Biological process (GO): proteolysis
Molecular function (GO): metalloendopeptidase activity; zinc ion binding
Source: RefSeq, a predicted model, not a curated record
GGAAGAUGAACUCAUCUUGGAAUAUAGUCAUCAAUCGAAUGGAUGAUUAACUCGAUUCGAUGUUCAUUGAUUUAUCUGAGAUGGAGGAGUCGUGGCACCCAUCAUCAUGGGCGGACAAAUUGAUACGUGUGUUCAUAUUUGCGAUACUGAUGCUGAUACAGACCGAGCAAUCUCUGACAUCGAUUUCAUUUACGAGUAACAACAGUGGUGAUGCUGGGGACGGGACAUCGCCGCAUCUCUCCCGAAUUCGGCGGAAGGCGCUGAGAGCCGAAACAAGCUACUGGCCCAAUGCGAUCAUUCCAUAUGUCAUUGAUAGCUCAGUUUCCAAUAUAUCAACCACAGGCCAGGAUGUCAUCCUUUCCGCCAUGAAGCACUGGUCAAAAGAAACUUGUAUCAGGUUCGAGCAAUACGACAAGGCGAAACAUGGGAAAGACUUUCUGUCGAUCAAAGCAAAUAACUGGUGUGAAGCUCAGCUCGGCUGCCUGGGUGGAGAACAGCACGUUUUUGUCAAUGCAAAAUGUCUGACUCGCGGAAUCAUGAUUCAUGAGUUAGGACACACGGUGGGGUUCAUUCACGAACACAACAGACCUGACAGGGAUGAACAUGUCAUAAUACAGUGGGAAAAAAUCAAAGUGAAGCCUGAAGAUUACAUAAAGAAAAGCAAUAUGCUGAUCAACACCUUUGGGGUACCAUACGACUUCCGGUCCAUCAUGCAGUACAGAGCCAUAGGUGACGAACUCCUGGCAAAGGAUCCGAGGAAACAACACUUGAUGGGCCAAAGAAAGGAGCUGAGCUUCCGAGAUAAGAAACUGGCGAACCUGAUGUAUAAAUGUAAUAGAGACUGCCCAAAAAAUAUCAAGUGUAAACCACCAGGGUUUGUCAACUUCAGAUGCGAAUGUGUCUGUCCAGGGUCCAAUCCCUGUUCGACUCUUCCCGAGGCACUUGUUGAUAAAAAACGCACGACAAAUUGUAGUUGGAGUUACGGUAACGGCUUACUUGUCGACGUUCCCCCUCAAGAAGGACUAGGCAUCGGCGUACGAAGUUUCAUCGAGUGUAAAGUCCGCUGUGCUGAGGAGACGAAAUUUCAGUGUCUCUCUGUCCACUAUGAAGUUAUACAGCCUAACUCUUGGAUUGGUGCGACGCGGAUAUGUCACCUUCAACAGAAAGCAGGGCAACCGGGGAAGAUGAGGUUUAUUAGGAAGAGAAGGAUGUAUUAUAUGGAGGCGCCUGGUUGCAUACGGCGAGAGAGAUUCUGCGGUUGGGACAUCAAAGACGGCAUCGUAUUGUACCCAGAUGACGAACUUUCCAAGAUAAACUACAACGUGACGUUGAAUGAAUGCAAAAUUAACUGUUUAGAAGAAUCACAGUUUCUCUGUUCGUCAUUUAUGUAUCGCCGAACUAACAAGCUUAAUUCAGUGUGCAUACACACCCAUCGAACAGUGAGGACUGUGGUAAAACAAGAUUGGGGUCAAGUUCCUGGGGUGACUUACUAUGAAAGGGCACCAUGUCCAGUUAAACAUUCUAUGAUGAAAUGAAAAUCCCCUGGGGCAUUCGUCUAGAGAGCACAUGUCGGAAGUGGAAAAUGCAUACAAGGAACGCUAGAAUAUCGAAAAUGUUGAAUGUGAAUACUACGCUGAGGUAAAUGGUGCUGGGAUAAAGGGCUGAUGAUAAUGUCUCGAAAUUAUAGUCUCCGGCCUUUAAGAAUGCAGAUUUAUGUACGUAUAUGUACAUAUGGUGUAUUCCUGUUUCGCCUAUUCCUGUUCCGCCUAUACCUGUUUCGCCUAAUUCCUUAUUCGCCUAUUCCUGAUUCGCCUACUUCCUGUUUCGCCUAAUUCCUGUUUCACCUAUUCCUGUUUCGCCUAUUCAAAUGUAUUGCUAACCUCCCCACAGACGUAGGAAUAUGAACCGCCCCUUACUUUAGUGUUAAAGGCUAUCAUUAAGAAUAAAGUCUGAAAUAAUGGAUUUAGCGACAUGUCAAUUAUUUCAGUAUUCGGAAUAACUUUGGAAAGUUAUACAUAGCUUACAUAGGCUUAUGCUUUAGCUUAUUUUAAAAGGCAAGAAAUAAAAUAGUAAGUUUUACCCUUUCAUUAGAUUUGAGAAAGGUACUGUUGAAAAUUUGCAUUAAAGGUUUCCAGUAGUCGAAGAGCAAGAUUUAUAGCAAGGUUCAUAUUGAUAGUACGUGGAUAUGAACUGUCCUAAAGAAUUCACUAAUUCGAAUGAUAAUCCUUAAGUUUUGUUCUAUUUGUCAUUGUACUAUAUGCCCUUUGGUGCGACAAUAAUUGGUCUGAUGAAUGACGAUAUCGUCAUAAGCUGCACGUGAAAUCAUAUAUCAUGAUAUGUACAUAUAUAUUAUGACGUGGGUUUUACAGCUGAUUUUGAUCAAAUAAUUAUGAGAAUGUACAGUAUUAUGUAUUUUUAUCAAAAACUCAUGAAUUCCUGUUUUUAUAAAAUAAACGACUGCUUUACUCUACUUAAUCUAUUAGUUUUUACUGUGUGUCAGUAUGGUCCUAUGGUCAAAUAAGUCCCGGACUGU